This is a messenger RNA of Besnoitia besnoiti, 1764 nucleotides long. Its product is annotated as putative ubiquitin specific protease 39 isoform 2. The transcript has 12 exons. Lineage: Eukaryota; Apicomplexa; Conoidasida; Eucoccidiorida; Sarcocystidae. Gene Ontology annotation, biological process: protein deubiquitination; spliceosomal complex assembly; mRNA processing. The record is from RefSeq and is a predicted model, not a curated record. Gene Ontology annotation, molecular function: zinc ion binding; cysteine-type deubiquitinase activity. The coding region runs from base 1 to 1764 and encodes 587 amino acids.
AUGGCGCCGCCAUCCGCCGCGUCGGCCGCUCAGGAGGGCGCUUCUUCGCCCGCCUCCUCGGCAAGCUCUGCGGAGACCAAGCGCGAGCCAACCAAACAGGAGACUCCCCAUGCGGCGGAUGCUGAUGCAGCUUCAAAGAAGCACGCAAGUCUCACGCCUUCGUCCUUUUCGUCUUCCGCCGAUGGUGCCGCGGCUUCGAAGAAACGCACCGCCCCCUUGCCUUCCUCUGUCUCGUCUUCCGCCGUCUCUGUCGCCCCGCAGACCAAACAGUUGAGGCGUACGUGCCCGUAUCUGGGGACGAUCAAGCGGCACCUUCUGGACUUUGAUUUUGAAAAAGUCUGCUGCAUCUGCCUCUCCAACCAACACGUCUACGCUUGCCUCGUCUGUGCGCGCUACUUCCAAGGGCGAGGAAAGAAUACGUACGCCUAUCUGCAUGCGCUCCAAGAGCAGCACUACGUCUACCUGAAUCUGAAGGACUGUCGCGUGUAUUGUCUGCCAGACAACUACGAAGUCAAAGACGCGUCGCUCGACGACAUCAUCUACAACCUCCACCCGACCUAUACGACGGAGGACGUCGCGCAGCUGUCGACGCGCAUCGUUUACGGCAAGGCGCUCGACGGCGCGGAUUACAUCCCGGGAUGCGUCGGCUUGAACAACUUGAAGCAGACGGACUUCUGCAACGUCAUCAUCCAGGCGCUGUGCACGGUCAUCCCGCUGCGGAACUGGUUGCUGCUGCUGGAUCUCUCCAACGUCCAGAACUAUGACGCUGUGCUUCAGGCCCUCGGCGAGUUGAUGCGGAAGAUCUUUAACGCUCGAAACUUCAAGGGAAUCGUCUCCCCUCACGAAUUCCUCCAGGCCGUCGGCGUCGCGAGCAAGAAGGAGUUCCGCAUUGGCGAGCAGGCAGACCCGAUCAGGUUAUUCUGCUGGCUGAUGACGCGCGUCCAGCAGUCAGCGAAGCACAAGAAACUCAACUCCAAUGUGGUUCUGGAUUGCUUCCAAGGCGAAGUUGAAGUUCGCACGACGACCGCGGAGGCCGAGGCGCAGCGCCAGCUGCCUUCGGUCUCGCGAAUGCCUUUUCUGUAUCUGACGCUCGACUUGCCGCAGGCGCCGAUCUUCAAAGACUCUCUCGACAGGAACAUGAUUCCGCACAUUCCGAUCUUCGACCUGCUGCAGAAAUUCAACGGCGAACAGGUUCAGGAGACGUCGCCGGGCGCGCUCAAGCGGUACAGCUUGUGGCGGUUGCCGAAGUACUUGGUGCUUCACGUGAAGCGCUUUUCGAAAAACAACUUUUACGUCGAAAAGAACCCGACAAUCGUCACCUUCCCCGUCAAGCACCUCGACCUGCGCGACUACGUGCAUGAGGACGCGCCGCUGGAGCUGAAUCCUGUGACGAAAUACGAUCUGGUCGCCAACAUCUGCCACCAGGGGAAGCCGCACGACGGACAGUACAAAGUCCACGUUCUGCAUGCGCCGACGAACGAGUGGUUCGAAAUCGAGGACCUGCGUGUCACGCAAGUCCUUCCGCAGUUUGUCGCGCUCUCUGAGUCGUAUGUGCAAGUGUACCAGCGACAAGACGUCGCGCCAGACGGCUCAAUCGACGCGGCUGCGGUGGAAGCGGCGCUGCAGGAGCUGCGGAAGAAGGAAGCCAAGAGCGCGGCGGUCGACGACGAAGAUAUUUUCGCGGCAGCCUCAGACAGCGAGGACGAAGAGGUUUCGCCGGCGCCGAAGGAGGAAGCAGUCAAGGUGGAGGGGGCUGAGAGCUGA